This is a messenger RNA of Syzygium oleosum, 2831 nucleotides long. Its product is annotated as BTB/POZ domain-containing protein At5g17580. NCBI's taxonomy places the organism in Eukaryota, Viridiplantae, Streptophyta, Magnoliopsida, Myrtales, Myrtaceae. Bases 823 to 2568 code for a protein of 581 amino acids. The transcript is spliced from 3 exons. The record is from RefSeq and is a predicted model, not a curated record.
AUAAUUUUUAAUUUUAAAUUACCCGCGUUGUCUCUCUUUCUCUCUCUCAAAUCUUUCCUUGAAAAUGAGAGAAUACGUUAAGAUUUUUAGAUGAUACUAUUCGACCAAGUUCAAAAAGAUUUUUGACUUCCCGGGAUCUUCUCUUCCUAACGGCCACAUUAGCCAAAAGAUCAGCUUCCACCCGAUCCUUUGCUAUCUUUCCCAACAACCCAUCUCUCUCUCUCUCUCUCCCUCUGUUUUGCUUCUUUUUUUUUUUUGUCAAAAUUUUCCAUUGCCAGAUUACUUCUUCCAUUUUCACCACCUCUCUUACACCAGAAGUUCUUACUUCCUUCAAGCUCUCUCUCUACCUCUAAACUAAGUUUUCAUACUAUAGGUGGGUCUCUAUCUUGUGUCUUCUUCACUUUGAUUCGUUUGUCGACGACUUGGUGGCGCUUGUUCAAAUGGAAGAUUUCAAUUGAUGGUCGCUUUUCGUCCUAGUUGUUGUAGUUGUGAUCUCCGGUGAAAGUUCCCGUGGCCCAUUUUCUCCUUCUACACCUUCUAAUGAAUGGCUUAUAUACUGUUUAAGAGUUCUUCCAAAUAGAUGGAACAUAGCUCUUGGUUAGCCAAGAAAAUCGAAGUCAAGCACAUCUUGUGAGUCUAAGAUAUGAAACUAUCAUAUGCUUGAAAUGCAAUAUCAUUCAUCUGCUCGACUUGGAAUGCAUAUGCAAAUGUUGUAUAUUUUAGAACUUCAUGGCAUACUCACUUUUAUCUUCUUGUAUGUACGGCAACCAAUCAUAUACUAUCUCUGUAGUAACUUCUUAGCUGAAGAACAGAGAGACCAAAAUGCAGAAUAUGGUCAACAAAAGAAGCUUGGAAUCAUCUUUGUCGUCCAAGUCGAGUGCCCCAUCCGAACUUCAGAUUCUUGAUUGCUGCGAGCCCUUCACAUCAAGUAAAGAGCUUCUAGCGGCAAAAUCAGCAAAACUAGCUUCUUUGUUUGAGGAAAAAGAUUCCUGUGAAAGGAUAUCGCACUUCCUGCGAGACAUCUCCGCUGAUCCCAACACCUUUGAGCUUGUGGCGAGGUUCUGCCACGGGUUUGAAGUACAGCUUUCGACUGAAAAUGCAGUACCCCUCAUUUGCCUUGCUUUUUAUCUGGAAAUGACCGAAACUCACAGCCCCAACAAUCUUCUGAAGAAGGCUAUCGAUUUUCUCGAAGAAAGAGUCCUCCCGAGCUGGAACGAGACCAUCAGGGCCCUGCGACUCUCGGAGAAACUCCUUCAGCAAGCUGCGGAUCUUGGCCUUGUUGAUGCCUGUUUAAGUUCGAUUGUUGCAAAGGCACAAGUCGAUCCCCGCCUUCUCGGAAAGCCAAUUAAGGCUCCCAAAUUGGAUGAGAGCAGUGAGGGAGAGGAAGAUGGGGAGUGUAGACCCAAUGCAAGGAGAAAGCUUUUUGUUCUCGACUGGCAAUCAGAGGAUUUAACGACUCUUCCUCUGCGAUUUUAUGAGCCGGUCAUUAAAGCAAUGAACCUACAAGGCGUCCCGCCAGGAUAUGUGGCCGCAUCUCUUUGCCAAUACGUGAAAAGAUGGAUUUGUUCCAGCCCAACAGGAGACGAAACCAUGUCAAUGUACAAGAGGAACUCUCAGAGGGAAGUAAUCGAAGCAGUGGAGAGACUCCUGCCUCGUGAGCCGAGGCUCCUUCCAUGUAAUUUGUUGUUUCGGAUGUUGAACUCUGCAGUUUCACUGGAAGCAAGUACUGACUGUAGAAAUGGAUUCGAGAUCAGGAUAGGGAGACAACUCGACCAGGCAACCGUAACUGACCUCCUAGUACCUUUUCAAGGCUAUGCCACAGAAACACAAUAUGACAUUGGUUGUGUCAAAAGGAUCCUGAAAAGUUUCUACACGAACUACACUUGUUCGGAUGCAUCGGUAUUUAUCAAAGUAGCGGAUCUCAUCGAAGAGUUAUUGGCAGAAUUAGCAAGUGAUGUGGACUUAGAGGUCAAUUCGUUUCUCGCCCUGGCCGAGAUGUCGCUCGCAGCAUCCUUAGAAAAUCAUACAAAUUCUGAUGGAAUAUACCGCGCGAUCGAUAUUUACCUGGACAAGCAUAGGUUCUUGACAGAGUUGGAGAAAGAAGAGGUGUGUCGGGUACUGGACUUCCAGAAAAUGUCUCCUGAAGCAUGUGAGCAUGCAGCGCAAAAUGAAAGGCUGCCGCUAAGGGUGGUUGUUCAGGUGUUGUUUACUGAGCAGUUGAAGCUGCGAGAAACAGUCGUGCAGGAAGUAGUAGUGCAUAAUACCCAGCAACGAAUUGGAAAGGAUGGAGAAGAAGAGGCGGAGGAAAAUGAAGGGAAGUUGAGUAGUACCGAGGAAGGGUUGAGGAUCGAAAUGGAGAGGAUGAACAGCAAGGUGAUGGAGCUUGAGAGAGAGUGCGGCAUGAUGAGGAAAGAGAUGGCGAACGGAUACGGCAGCAGUCAUAAGUUGGAGAAGAGACGGAAAGUUAGUAUGUGGGGAGAGAUAAAGAGGAAGUUUGGGUGCAUGAGUAACGUGCAUGAUUGUAGCUCUCAAGUGAAGAAGAAGAAGGUGCAUGCUAGCCAUGGCUAAUGGUUUUUGGAUGUUUCACUUUUUGGGACAAAAGUGUUUCUUUCGUUUCCAUGUAUAUAGUGGUUUUUUGCAUCCUCAACUAGGCUUAGUUACUAUUCCACUGAUUGUGAUCCUCGUAGCAUUCUCUGGUUCAAAGAAGUCUUUGGAGGGAAUGGUAGGGCUGUUUGGCAGAGCUUAACCAAGAUUGUUCAUUUGACAGCUAAGCUUUGUAUAAUUUCACUAUUAAAUAAUUACUAGUUUGAGAUUCUCUCUUUUACCUGAUA